Messenger RNA from Synchiropus splendidus (mandarinfish), 8353 nucleotides. Its product is annotated as supervillin-like. Gene Ontology annotation, biological process: actin polymerization or depolymerization; actin filament severing; barbed-end actin filament capping. The record is from RefSeq and is a predicted model, not a curated record. Gene Ontology annotation, molecular function: phosphatidylinositol-4,5-bisphosphate binding; actin filament binding. NCBI's taxonomy places the organism in Eukaryota, Metazoa, Chordata, Actinopteri, Syngnathiformes, Callionymidae. The transcript has 40 exons. Bases 172 to 7833 code for a protein of 2553 amino acids. Gene Ontology annotation, cellular component: cytoplasm; actin cytoskeleton.
CAGCCAGUCUGUGUAGCCAGCUGAGUGCGUGUGUGUGUGUGUGUGUGUUGGCGCUUCCAUCCCUGACCCGUCUGCUGCCACCAACUCCACCGACUGCUCUCCGCGCACGUCUCCACCGCCGCUCCUCCUGUUUAACCCGGGGAGAGUCACAACCUUCUGCUCGCCCCAAACAUGUUUCGAAACCCAUGGAUCUCUAGCUUCCAUGUGGACCAGCCCAAUGGCCAAGGAUUUGGAUCCCAAGCUCCCAGCAAACUUUCAAAUUCAACGUCGCUGCCAACAGAAGCCUUGAGUUUUGAUAGUGACGUCUCCUUGGGCGAAAAGGCCGCUCUGGUCAAGAGUGUCUCGGACACUGAUGCCAAACUUCUCUACGUCCUUCCUAAAGUUUCAGAGUUGAAGAAAUACUUUGAAGGGUCUGUGGAGGCAGAGUUAGAGAUGAACAGGAAGGAAAGAAUAGCUCGCCGCCUGGAAGGCAUUGAGAACGAUGCCCCGCCAGCUCUGCUACCCGGUGGUUUGGUAGCUAACCGAAUGCUUGAAGAGGAUCCCCCCAGGUACACGCGUGCCACGGACCCCUGCGAGCCAUGUGUGAUGGUGAGGCGCUACAGUCGAGAGGAGCUGGAGGGCCCCCAAAAACAAGUGUCAUCGCCCCAAAGAUCGUCACAUAUGAAAGGCGGUGUUGCAAGGCCUGAUCCAAUGUUGGUGCAUGUGGACCCUGUGACCUUGUCCACCUCCUCAACACCGACGUCCGGUGCUGCAGACCCGGCAAGUCUCAGCUCCAAAGCUGAGCGUAUCGCUCGCUACAAAGCAGAGCGUCGACGCCAGCUUUCAGAGCGAUACGGCAUCCUCUUAGACCAGGAACCGGAUGUUGAUUUUACGCCACGGCAUCGGUCACGACGGGACCGCGAGGCUUCCGAGCGGCAACCACCCAGCCGGCAAGAGCCUGCAGAAGCGGAGGAGGCGGGCAAGGACCAAAGAGUGCCGUAUCGAUCUGGGAUAGGGAGGGUUUACAUGAGGACUCAGCAAGACCCUGCAGACACCUCUAGCCCAACCCGCACAACCCAAGCGCCACCACCAGUUCAAGAACGGUCAAGUAGGUUUUCCGACCGGGAGAGAGCGAUGAACAUGGAGAACUUUCGACGUGGUGGAGCUCCAGAGCGCCAAAGCCGAUCCCAGCCACCACCUAAACAGCAGGCAGAGGUCGCCCACCAGGAGCUGAGUCCAACCUCCACGAGGGACAACAGAGUCGUGGCAGUGCCAAGCUCCCCACGCACCGCUCGACGGGCCUCCCUGCCUUCCACCCGCUAUGGCCUCUCACCUGGGGAUUUGUUUAUCGAGCAGCAGGCGCAGAGCAUCCUCAACAGGCAGGGAAUCAGGGUAAGGGAACGAUUAUCCAGAGAUGAAACUGAGUGGAGUCCAGACAGAAACCAGGCUAUCAGAAACCAAGCACCUGUGAACACCUUGCACUACACACCACAGGGUUCAGAACCCACCGGGCAAAGGCUGGUGUCCCACGUUCAAUACAGCCAAGCUCCACAAGUACGGGGACAGAUGACCUUCCCGCCCGUCGCCCCUGUGUACCAUCAAGGCAGUCCCGCCCUGGAUGACUCCCACUUAGCCAUGCCCGGACCAGGAUCCGCCAGGAGAUUGCCUGGGCCUCCUGAGGUGCCUCGAAGAAGGGUGAGCGCUGAUCAAAUCUACGCCGCCCAUAGAGAGGCGAGGUUGGAAGCCAGGCAAGCUCUGAGAGACGAAGCACACACAGAGGGCUUGCUCAAGAGCAGGAAGGCAGUGCUGCCCUCGGAAAUCCGCCGCACGGAAAAGAGUGUGGAUGAUCCACCCAGGGGGCAGAAUGAGGCUACGGAGGUCCAACCCUACAGCCCAGAACGGAGAAGAAUGACUCAAGAGGAGGAAGACUGGCAACGUCUGAGAGAGAGGGGAAGGGAGCGUAAUGUUGAAAGAAUCAUAGAGAGGGGAAGAGAAGGACAAACCCAAGCAGAGAGAGUGUUCAGAGCUACGCAAUCCUCACAUGUAGCUGAGGCUCAGAGGCCCAGACAGCAGCAAGCAUCAGAACCUGUACAACCCCACGAUGUACAGCAACAAGAACCCAGAAGCAGGCUAGCUUCACAUGCACGACAGGAGCAGCAGAGACAGUCGCACAUCUCCAUGAGGCAACCCCAACAACCCCAGAGACCACAGCCGACUCGGCAGAGGGAAACGGAAGACCUUCAAAGGCUCUACAUGGAGCGGCACGGACAAUCGGAACAGCAGGUGCCAGACUACCAGCAGAAGAGCGCCUCCUUGCCUCAGGCCAAACCAAGAACUCAGGAGAUGAGUGAAGGUCCGAAACCCAAGAUGAGAAACCGCUCCAUGUCUGACAUUGGCAUCAGCCAGCAUUCAACCAUGUACCGCAUGGAGCGGGCAGCGGCGAGGCGAGAGGCUGCGAGGGCCGCCGCUUCAUCUGGGAUGGCUAAUGGCGAUAUGGGCACCCUGGACACCAGAGUAUCUGUCGCUCAACUUCGACACUCCUAUUUAGAGAAUGCCAACCGGAAGCCUGAGUUCGAGACAACAAAAGUAGAUCUGGCAGCCAUGGGAGUAGAGCCGGCGAGCGGCAGCGACCGGGACUCCGGUCCUCGAAGACCUCGCCGGUAUAUAACCCCAGGAGAGAGUCGCAUGGCGGAGAGGUUCAGGACUCAGCCCAUCACCUCUGCAGAACGUUUGGAGACCGACAGAUCUCGCCUCAGCCCCUCCCAGCUACAGGACACUGAAGGGGAUGAAGAGAAACUAGACGAGAGAGCGAAGAUGAGUGUAGCAGCCAAGCGGUCUCUCUUCAGGGAGCUGGAAAGAACCUCGGAUGGAAGCGUUCCCAAGCCACGCUCACGGAACGCUGCGGUGGAACGACGCCUCCGGAGAGUCCAGGACCGCUCUCACACUCAACCUGUCACCAGCAAGGAGGUGGACAGUGCUAACAGUGACGCUGCCUCGGCGUCGUGUCUCACCGGCAGCCAGGACGCUGCGGCCCGCGUCCCCAGCCCAACUGCUGUUAGCACUAGCGUGACCAGCAUCAGUGUCCAGGAUCCGUCCCAGCCCGGCUCAGCUGCCCAGGAGCAGGAAGUCCCGGAGAAUCAGAAGCUCCAACAACCGGUUCCCGUGUCCCAGGUGGAAGGAGAGAGUCAGGCGGCCGUCCCGGACGAACCGGACUUGUCCUCUCUCAGCUUGAGCGAGAAGAUGGCGCUGUUCAACCGCCUCGCCCAUCUGCCUGACAAAGCCUCCGAACAGACGCGAGGGGACAGUCGCCAGCGGAGGGCCAACGCCCGCUUCCAGACCCAGCCCAUCACCCAGGGAGAAGUGGAGCAGGAGCCGUUUAGUCAGACCCAGUCCAGACAAGACGACCAUCUGAAAAAUGGUGUGGAGAUCAAGCUGGAGCCGCUGUCUGCCUCCCUGAUGCGCUCCGUCGCCGCCGUCCCCUCCCAGGCUUCUGUCACAUCUGUUGCCAUGACAACCGGCGUGACUGACGACGCCGGUCGCCAUCCAGAGAAACUCACCGCCGUCCCCCGCCUCCCCGUCCAGCAGCCGCCCCACACAGACCACCAGGAGAGGACGCUGCGGUACUUCUCCAUGACCCAGAGCGGGGACCCCAUCAGGCCUCCACCCAACCCCACGCUCCUCCCUGAGAGCAGAGAGAGACCGGGGGCUUCUACUACUACGGCCGUCAGGAGGCGGGGGGAGGAGAGCUGGCGAGAGCAGCCGGAGGAGGAGGUGAGGGGGAGACGGCAGGGAGGAGCCAGAGAGACUGAGAGAGACCGGGUCGGACGGCAGCAGCAUCACCAGCCCUUGCCGUGGAGGGAGCAGCCGGAGCCAAGAGCAGCAGGGCGAGACCCCCAGGACGUCAGGGGGGAGCGAGGACAGGGAGGACACCUGAGAGAGGCGGCGCACACCUCAUCGCAGGGGCUCGGCCAGAGCGUCCCAGAGUCUAAGGAGCAGCCUGCACCUGUGAAGCCUCUCAUCGCCAAGGUAUCUUCCAGGACGGUGUCUCACGUGCCAAGCAGCCCCCAGCAACAGGCGCCCGUCAUCCCGCCUCCUCAAACACUUCCGAAAACGUUCACGCAGCAGCCGCCUCCCACUCAGCCGAAGCCUCCCUCGCACAUCCAGCCCCCGCCGACGUUUCCCAAACCGCAAGGGUUCGUCCAGCCUCUGCCCAAGCCGUACACCUACGCCCCGCCGCCGGCCGCGCCCCAGGCCCUGCCCCAGGCCCUGCCCCAGGCCCUGCCCCAGGCCCUGCCCCAGGCCCCGCUCCAGGCGCCUCCACAGACGCCACCCAAGCCUCAGUCCUUCCCACAGCCACUGGUCAAGUCCCAGUCCCUGCCCCUGGAGCAGAGCGAGGACUUCAGCCGACAGAGCGUCCUUUCCAGCGAGCUGCUGUCCCCCACUGAGUCCGGGGAGCGAUCGCUCAGCAUGUCCGGCAAGCAGAUGUCCAUCAGGGAGAGAGUGGCCCUGCUGAAGAAGAGCGGCGAGGAGGACUGGAAGAACAGGAUCAAUAAGAAACAAGAGGUGGUGAAAGCAGCGUCCACUGAGCAGCCGCCGCCACCGCCGCAGCCGUGGGAGGCGGAGCCAACCCAACAGAAGGACGAAGGGGUGUCGGUUCCAGACCAGUCUGCUGUGUCUGAGCACUUGUGGGAGCCUGUCUUCUCCUCCACUUUCACUCCUUCCAUCUCACUGGGCCUCAAGUGUCAGUAUGUGGACCACCACAGCCAGAAAGCGGACGAUGAAAGUGAGGCGCAGAUGACCAUCGAGGAGAGGAAGCAGCUGAUCUCCGCUCGGGAGGAGGCCUGGAAGACAAAGGGCAAAGGAGCCGCCAACGACUCCACGCAGUACACGGUGGCCGCGCGGAUGGUCAAGAAAGGCCUGGCAGCAUCCUCCUCCGUCAUCAGUCCCAUCCUGUCGCCGGUGUCCACUAAAGCCAAGAGCACGCCGGCCGUCACCAAACCACAAGAAGAAAUCGAAGCCAGACCUGACAUGGAGUCUGACAAGAAGCUGGACAAGUUGGAGAACUUCUUGGGACGAAUCAAUAGCAAAGUUGCUGGUCUGCAGGAAACCACCCUCACGGUGACGGAGAAGGCGGUGAAGGAAGUGAUGAAGCUGGACGACGAGAUCUUCUCCAAGUUCUACCGACGGGUGGCGGAGUUCCCGCGCCUGCCCACCAGGAUCGAGAUCAGCGAGGACUUCGAUGCCAUCUUCGGUUCUCAGAGUCCCAUGUUGGCCUCGGCCAUGGUGCGGCACAAGCGCUCGGUGCGUCCGUCCAGGAACGUCCAGGCGUCCAGGAACCCUCUGAAGAUGCUGGCGGCCAGAGAGGACCUGCGGCAGGAGUACACCGAGCAGAGGCUGAACGUGGCGCAGCUGGAGAGCAAGAGGAUGAGGAGCGAGAAGAUGAACAAAACCUCGGAGUAUUCAGAGGCGGCUCUGGCUGGACUCGCCAGUAAAGAGAACUUCAGCAGCGUGAGUCUGCGCAGCGUCAACAUGGCGGAGCAGGCGUCCAACAACAGCGCCGUGCCGUACAAGAGCCUCAUGCUGAUGCAGGUCAAAGGUCGGCGACACGUUCAGACUCGGCUAGUCGAGCCAAGAGCGUCUUCGCUCAACAGCGGCGACUGCUUCCUGCUGGUGACUCCGGAGAACUGCUUCGCCUGGAUCGGGGAGUUCGCCAACGUCAUUGAGAAGGCGAAGGCGAUGGACCUGGCCACGUUCAUCCAGUCGCAGAAGGACAUGGGCUGCAGGGCGAGCAGAGUCCAGACCAUUGAGGAAGCGGUCGGCAGCCAGGGCCCGGACGCGCAGGAGUUCUGGACGGUCCUGGGAGGACAGUCUUCUUACCAGCCCGCAGGCCCGCCGGAGGACGACGAGCAGUUCGAGAGCGCCAUCGUGGAGACCAACUGCAUCUUCCGCCUCCUGGACGACAAGCUGGUCCCGGACGACGACGAGUGGGGGAAAGUUCCUCGCUGCUCGCUCCUGGCACCGAAAGAGGUGCUGGUGUUCGACUUCGGCAGCGAGGUCUACGUGUGGCACGGGAAAGAGGUGACGCUGGCCCAGCGGAAGGUCGCCUUCCAGCUCGCCAAGCACCUGUGGAACGGCACGUUUGACUACACCUGCUGUGACAUCAACCCGCUGGAUCCUGGGAGCUGCAACCCGCUCAUACCCAGAAAAGGUCAAGGUCGACCCGACUGGGCCGUUUUCGGGAGGCUGACCGAGCACAACGAGACGGCGCUGUUCAAAGAAAAGUUCGCCGACUGGACUGAGGCGAAGACGCCGCCUCCGCCAAAGGAAGCCGCGGAGCCGGUGCCAGAGCAGAAGAGUCAGGCUCAGGCGGCGGCAGGAAGAGAGUGUCGGCCGUACGACGCCUCGCUGAUGCUGCCCGUCCUGCAGACCUGCAUCUCCACCAUCCUGGACGGGCUCAACGUCGGCAGAGGCCACGGCCCCGUGGAGAGCGAGGACCACAUGAGGAUUCAGGAGAUCAACACCGUCUCUGUGGACGUCUGGCACAUCCUGGAGUUCGACUACAGUCGUCUUCCUCGGCAGAGCAUCGGCCAGUUCCACGAGGGCGACGCCUACGUGGUGAAGUGGAAGUACACGGUCAGCACCUCAGGUCGGUCCACCAGCGAGUCACCUGCCACAUGUCACCGCUGGCCUCUCACCUUCGGGCCCGGGAAGGAGAAGUGCUGCUACUUCUUCUGGCAAGGACGACACUCCACCGUCAGCGAGAAGGGCACGUCGGCGCUGAUGACGGUGGAGCUGGAUGAGGAGCGAGGAGCGCAGGUGCAAGUCCAGCAGGGGAAGGAGCCUCCGUGUUUCCUGCAGUGCUUCAGCGGCGGUAUGAUCGUGCACGCGGGCAAGAGGGAGGAGGAGGAGGAGAACACGCAGAGCGAGUGGCGGCUGUACUGCGUGAGAGGCGAGGUGACGGCGGAGGGACACCUGCUGGAGGUGGCGUGUCACUGCAGCAGCCUGCGCUCCCGGGCCUCCAUGAUCCUGCUGAACAUCAACAAGGCCGUCAUGUUCCUGUGGCACGGCUGCAAGACCCAGCUGCACACCCGCAGCGUCGGCCACACGGCGGCGCACAAGAUCAAAGAGCUGUGUCCCCUGGAGGCCGGGCUCCACAGCAGCAGCAAGGUGACCAUCCACGAGUGUGACGAAGGGAUGGAGCCGCCCGGGUUCUGGGAGGCUCUGGGGAGGAAAGACAGGAAGGCGUACGACUGCAUGCUGCAAGAUCCAGGCAAAUUUAACUUCACCCCGAGGCUCUUCCAGCUGAGCAGCACUUCCGGGGAGUUUGUGGCGACCGAGUUCUUCAACCCGUCGCGAGCUCCCGAGCUGGUCUGCUCUCUGCCCUUCCUGCAGGAGGAGCUUUACAACGCAGCACAACCAGCCUUGUUCCUGGUGGACAACUUCCACGAGGUCUACCUGUGGCAGGGCUGGUGGCCUCAGGACAGCGAGAGCACGGGCUCCGCAAGAAUCCGCUGGGACGUCGACAGGAAGUGUGCGAUGGAGACGGUGCUGCAGUACUGCAAAGAAAAGGGCGACAAAAAGACCCAGAAGUCGUAUCUGAUCCACGCGGGACUGGAACCUCUGACCUUCACCAACAUGUUCCCCAGCUGGGAGCACCGGGAGGACGUGGCCGAGAUCACAGAGAAGGAGGCUGAAGUGUGUAACCAGAUCAUCCUGGUGGAGGACGUGUUGGCCCGGCUCAGUCAGAACAUCUACCCUCUGGCCCAGCUGCAGAGCCGGCCCCUGCCGGAGGGAGUGGACCCGCUCCGCCUGGAGAUCUACUUGUCCGACCAGGACUUUGAGAGCAAGUCUUAGACGGAUGCAGCUCGCUUUAGAAAUGACAAGAGAAGAGUACGACCGCCUGCCGGCGUGGAAGCAAGUGAACCUGAAGAAGUCGAAAGGACUGUUUUAAGGAAGUUUUGAGGAUAUAAUCCAACACUGUGACGACAACUGGAGAGGAGAAAGGACGACGAGGCUGGAGACCCCCGCUCAUCUGUGCUGUUACGACGUAGAAACGAAAGCCAUGUUCUGACCGUGUACCUGCCCCUGUGGAAGCCAGUGACUCCCCGCGUCCGAGUGCCAAGCUGUGUGACUGUAUAUAUUGUGUUGUUUUUAAUACAUGUGCGCGUUUAUAACUCUCCAGUGAAGGCCACAAAAGCCUGUCGUUCCUCAGCGUGACGGAGACGUGAGAGAGAAGCUGUAUCUAAAUAUCGACGGGAUGACGGAUGGAUCGAUGAGUUGGAUUGUAUAGUGCCUUGCUUUUUGUGUACAGUUUAUAUACAGAAAUUCUAGUCUGCAUUUCUAAGAACUUUGUGAUAAAAGAAAUAGAUGCUGA